Coregonus clupeaformis (lake whitefish) is the source of this 1362-nucleotide messenger RNA. It is a transcript of the gene pak1ip1, whose product is annotated as PAK1 interacting protein 1. The coding region runs from base 246 to 1340 and encodes 364 amino acids. Lineage: Eukaryota; Metazoa; Chordata; Actinopteri; Salmoniformes; Salmonidae. The transcript is spliced from 10 exons. Gene Ontology annotation, molecular function: protein binding. The record is from RefSeq and is a predicted model, not a curated record.
UCACGCAUGCGCACACAUCCAACCUGGGGACAUGCGUUUUCAAGCACGAAAGCAUUUUUCUAGCUACUCUAUAUAGCUAGUUAAAAUAAUAUUUCUGUCAGCUCAUGUUUUUCACGUAAAUUUCAACAGUUACCCUUUACGGUUUUGAUUGUCUCCGGGGACAGAGUCGGAAUAAUCUCAACAGAAACACGUGAGAAAGUAACGUUUGAUUGUUAGCUAGCUCCUGUUAGCUAGUUCAGGACAGCAUGGGGCCCGUAAUAGAACUCAUUGCUGGAAGUUACGAGCAGAUCGCCUUUGGUUACCGGGUGUCCACGGGAGAAGAGGAGUGGACAGCCACGGCAGACUUCACCCACCACGCCCACACUGCCUCAGUGUCUGCGGUGGCCACCAGCGAGAGGUACAUCGCUACAGGAAGCAGAGACGAGACCAUCCAGAUCUACGACAUGAAGAAGAGGAUAGAACAUGGAGCUCUGCUGCAUCACGACGGUACCAUUUCCUGUCUGGAGUUCUAUGGCUCCUCCCACCUGCUGAGUGGAGGACAGGAUGGGCUGCUAUGUGUUUGGGGCACCAAGAAGUGGGAGUGUCUUAAAUCCAUCAGAGCACACAAGGGUCAUGUUACGUCACUGUCCGUCCAUCCCUCAGGGAAACUGGCCCUGACUGUCGGCACAGACAAGACACUCCGAACGUGGAAUCUAAUCGACGGAAGAUCAGCUUUCAUCAAAAACAUAAAACAGAAUGCGGUGAUAGUGAAGUGGUCUCCUGAGGGGGAUAAGUACGUGGUAGUGAUCAGCGACAAGGUGGACGUUUAUAACCUGGAAACAGCUACUCUGGCAUCAACCAUCAUCAACCCCAAGAGGAUCUCAUCCAUCAAGUUCCUCACUAAUUCCAUCCUGGCCAUAGCGGGGGACGACGAGACAGUCCGGCUGUGUGACAUCAACACUCAGAAGGUGCUAUGUGAGUUUGAGGCUCAUGAAACCAGGGUGAAAUCAGUGGACAGUUUCACCACGGAGGACUUCUGUGUUCUGGUGACUGCGUCAAACGAUGGCUUCAUCAAAAUGUGGAAACUUAACCUUGAGUCCUUGGAGCCUCCAGUCCUCCUGGGGAAGGUGAAUACCACAGCUCGGCUGACCUGUCUGGCCGUGUGGCAGCCCACCAACCUACAGGAGCCUCCCCCGGAGGUCAAAACAGAACCUACAACCUCUCAAGACACCAAGGAUGUUCUGGAGCUUGCAAAGAAGAAGAGGGUCAGGAUCUCAACUGUAGAAGUGGUCCUAGAGGAAGACGGUUCACCCAAGAAGAAGAAGAAGAAAGAUGGUGGGGGAAAAAAGCUGAAAACCUAAUAAAAAUAUAUUUUUAAUAGUA